ACAAUAACAAAAUUUGCUAAUAUUAAAUAAAAAACAAGUUUUUAAAUUAAAAAAUAAAUAAUAUGUCAAAAAAUUUAACCAAGUAAAAAAUAAAAUUUUAUAAAUUACAAUUGUUUUAUUUUAAAUGUGUAUUUAUUAAAAAUUUAAUUUAAAAAAAUGUUUAAAUUAAUUUUAAAGAAAAAAAAAAUUUAUAUUAUUUUUAUAGUGACAAGUAUUUUUUUAAUUUUUAUGUUCAUUAAAUUGACACCAGCUCAAAGAGAUGAUACAUUUCUUGAUAAUUAUUUCGAUGAACUACCAGAUAAACAUGAUUUGAUAAAUGAAAAAUCUAGUUCAAGUAAUAUAAUAUUCAUACAAACAAAUUCAUUAGCAAAAAAUGGUGAUCAAAAUAAAUUUACAGCUCGUCAAGCAUGUGCAAUUGAAUCAGCUGCAAGAUUAAAUAAUAAUAUGAAUAUUUCAAUAAUAAUAUUAAUAAAUAAUAAUAUAAAUUUUACACAAAAUAAUUAUGUAAAAAUAUUAAAUUUACAUUAUAGAAAUAUUUUUUUUAAGCCAAUAAUUGCAAAUGAAUAUUUUAAAGAUACACCACUUGAUAAUUGGUGGACCAGUGGUAUUUUUAAUAAUACAAGUAAAUAUCCAGCAGUUCAAAUGUCAGAUAUAAUAAGAUUAAUUGAACUUUGGAAAAAUUGUGGAUCAAUUUAUUCUGAUUUAGAUGUUGUUAUACAAAAAUCACUUGAUAAUAUGACAAAUUUUGUGGGUGAAGUAAAAAAUGAAAAUAUGGUUGCAAAUGGUGUUAUUGGAAUAAGUUGUGGAAUAUUAGGAAAAAAAUUUAUUGAAGCAUGUUUAAAGUAUUUAGAAAAAUAUUUUGAUGGUAAUAGCUGGGCUGGUAAUGGACCAGCUGUGAUAACAAAAAUUCUUCAAAAAUUAUGUAAAACAAAAAAGACAUCUGAGAUGACACUAAAAAAAUGCAAAGGAUUUACUGUUUAUCCAACUGAAAAAUUUUAUCCAAUUCAUUAUAGUGAAGAUAAUCUUUAUUUUGACAUUGAUGAUAAUUAUAAAAUAAUGAAUAAAAUUAAAAAUUCAUCAAUUAUCAGUAUAUGGGGUUAUUCAAAAAAUAAUAGAACAAUUAAAGUUGGUAGUAAUGCACCUUAUGGUUUAGUAGCUAGCAAAUAUUGUCCUAUUAUUUAUAAAAAUUGUGAGAAUAAUAUAUUUUAAUUUUUAUUAUUUAAAAAAUGUAUUAUUUAUUAGUAGUAAUUGGAGGAAAAUAAUUUCAUUAGAUUUAUAAAUGUAUAUUUAAUUUAAUCGAAUAAAUAAAUACUUGUCAAUUUAGAAAAAGUAUUUAGGUAUUAAAAGAUACAAGGUGAUAAAAAAUAACAUUUAUAUUUAACACUAUCAGAUGUGUAUUAAUCAAUGUUUUGAUAAUCUCGGCUAUCGGUUAUCAAACAAUUUCUCGAUAAUUAUUAUUAUUGUUGGAGUAUUUAUUUAUCUUCACAGUCAAACAGUUUAUUUUUUUAUUCCAACAUAUGUGCCAUAAGAUAUCAUUCAUGAUAGAUAAGAUUAUAAAUAUUUAUUUUAAACUUAGUACUAUGAAACAAGCCUCAUUCUUCUCUAAUAAUUAUCACGAGAUGCUGUCAUGAAUUUGAAUAAUAUAUAUAAAACUAAAAAGAAAAAUUAUUAAUUUUAAUAAAAAUCAUGAAUUUUCUACAAAUUCAAUUAUUAUUAACAUUUUAUGUUUUAUUUAUUGGAUUUUUUUUUCUGAUUUAUCAAAUGUCACAAAUAUAUUUAAAUCACCAAAAACCAC
Messenger RNA from Aphidius gifuensis, 1795 nucleotides. Its product is annotated as lactosylceramide 4-alpha-galactosyltransferase-like. Lineage: Eukaryota; Metazoa; Arthropoda; Insecta; Hymenoptera; Braconidae. The transcript is spliced from 4 exons. The record is from RefSeq and is a predicted model, not a curated record. Bases 157 to 1209 code for a protein of 350 amino acids. Gene Ontology annotation, biological process: glycosphingolipid biosynthetic process. Gene Ontology annotation, molecular function: hexosyltransferase activity.